AUGUCCAAGGAGCUCAUACUAAUCACCGGUGGCUCCGGCCACAUCGGUUUCCGGACUGUCGUGAUAGCUCUCGAGAGCGGGUAUCGCGUCCGCCUAGCACUCCGCUCUCGGGCACGCUUCAACGCUAUCAGGUCUGCUCUCGCAAGACACCAUGCCCAACUCGAAGCAUCGCUGGCCCCAGGCCGACUGUCCUUUGUCAUUGUGCCGGACAUGACGGUGCCCGGGGCCUACGACGAUGCCGUGAAUGGAGUUUCCAAAGUGAUACACAUCGCAAGCAGUAUCACCACUGGUGGCAAGUUGACCGAGAAGGAAUAUCAUGACUUCUUCAUCAAACCAGCCACGAGAGGCACGAUGGGCAUGCUCGAGUCGGCCGCCAAAGCAGGCACUGUGAAACGUGUCGUCAUCACAGCCUCGGUCGUCGCUGUCGUCCCCUUCAAAGUCUUCGCCGUCACGGGUGGCGGCGAUCAAGUCUUUGACGCUGAGGGCCGAGUCUCGUUGGACAACGGACCAUACGGGAGCGAACUUCAGGCGUACUGCGCAUCCAAGGUCGCGACAUACAACGGCACUCUGGAGUGGCUGGGGAGAGCGAAACCUAGAUUCGACGUCGUACACUUGUGCCCGACGUAUGUCAUGGGCCGAGACGACCUGCAGACUUCGGCUGCGGAUAUGGUCACGGGCACGAACGCUUUACUGUUGAGUUUGGCACUGGGCAAACGAUGGGAGGGGCCGAAACCUGGAGCCACGGUCCACAACGACGACGUCGCGAAACUACAUGUACAGGCUCUGAGCCCGGACAUCCCAAGUGACACGUACAUGUUGAAUUGGCAACAGGAAGACGGCAGCGGCACUGGAGUGGAUUGGAGCUCCGUUCCUGGCCUGAUCGAGAAAUUGUUCCCGGAAGCGGCCAAAGCAGGGAAGAUCAAUCCCCAGGCGGCCAUGGGAUCUUCACUUCAUACAAAGAUAUCCAGCACCAAGACCGAAAAGACAUUCAAUUUGAAGUUUCGCGGUAUUGAGGAGCAAAUACGCAGCGUUGUUGGCCAAUAUAUUGAGCUACUGGAGAACAAUGAGGAGAAAUGA
Fonsecaea nubica is the source of this 1077-nucleotide messenger RNA. RefSeq lists its product as hypothetical. The record is from RefSeq and is a predicted model, not a curated record. The transcript has a single exon. Bases 1 to 1077 code for a protein of 358 amino acids. NCBI's taxonomy places the organism in Eukaryota, Fungi, Ascomycota, Eurotiomycetes, Chaetothyriales, Herpotrichiellaceae. Gene Ontology annotation, molecular function: oxidoreductase activity, acting on the CH-OH group of donors, NAD or NADP as acceptor.